GAYACGCACUAAAUUCUUUACGGCUGCAGAGUUUCUUGUAAAAUCGAAAAAGAUGUAUGUACAAGUCGUUGUGAUGUUAUGCUGCGUUAGUGCAACGCUGAUUGAAGGGUGCGGCAAUCGUCCUGCUGGAGCUCGAGUUGUUGCGGGUGAUAAUGCGGUCCCUAAUUCAUGGCCAUGGCAAAUCUCCCUUCAAAGGAAGAGCCCGUAUAAUUCUUGGUUCCAUACAUGUGGUGGYUCUCUKAUUUCACCUGAGUACAUAGUAACCGCUGCUCACUGUGUSAUGUCRGAAUCGCGACCAGAACAGUACAGAGUAGUCGUAGGCGAACAUGACCGAAAAAAGAAUGACGGAGAGGUGAACAUUGGUGUCCACUCGAUUCAUUCCCACGAAGGGUUCAGUAUGAAACACCUUAAGAAUGACAUAGCAUUGAUCCGCCUUAAUAAGCCAGUUAUCUUGAAUGAUCGUGUUGGUACAGUUUGCUUGCCUGCUAAGGACUCAAAGGUUGCUGUUGGAAAGAAGUGCUUUAUUACUGGUUGGGGUCGAACAGUCGGUGGAGGUAAAACAGCUACAAUUCUCCAACAAGCUGAAAUGCCCGUCAGCUCUCAUGCAGAUUGCGCUAAGGCAAACAAAGCAAUYGCUCCGGUGGACGAAAAGUCAAUGGUCUGCGCUGGUUAUGCAAAACAGGGAGUCCACAUCAGUGGUUGCCAAGGUGACAGUGGGGGACCAUUUGUUUGUGAAGAAAAUGGAAAAUGGGUUCUUCGUGGAGCGGUGAGCUGGGGGAAUCCCAAAUGUUUAGCUGAGAGCACCUAUACUGUUUUCGCACGUGUCAGUUCUUACAUCGAUUGGAUUAACGAGAAGACAAGCUCAGGGGGUAAUUUACGCGAACAUGACCGAAAAAAGAAUGACGGAGAGGUGAACAUUGGUGUCCACUCGAUUCAUUCCCACGAAGGGUUCAGUAUGAAACACCUUAAGAAUGACAUAGCAUUGAUCCGCCUUAAUAAGCCAGUUAUCUUGAAUGAUCGUGUUGGUACAGUUUGUUUGCCUGCCAAGAACUCAAAGGUUGCUGUUGGGAAGAAGUGCUUUAUUACUGGUUGGGGUCGAACAGUCGGUGGAGGUAAAACAGCUACAAUUCUCCAACAAGCUGAAAUGCCCGUCAGCUCUCAUGCAGAUUGCGCUAAGGCAAACAAAGCAAUUGCUCCGGUGGACGAAAAGUCAAUGGUCUGCGCUGGUUAUGCAAAACAGGGAGUCCACAUCAGUGGUUGCCAAGGUGACAGUGGUGGACCAUUUGUUUGUGAAGAAAAUGGAAAAUGGGUUCUACGUGGAGCGGUAAGCUGGGGGAAUCCCAAAUGUUUAGCUGAGAGCACCUAUACUGUUUUCGCACGUGUCAGUUCUUACAUCGAUUGGAUUAACGAGAAGACCAGCUCAGGGGAAUGCAAGAACAACUGGGGAGAUGCUAAGUGUGAUAUCUAUAAGGGGAAUUGCAACUUUAUCACUGUCAAACUUGGCUGCAAGAAAACAUGCAAUUUCUGCAGGCGUGGUCCAAAUGGAAAGUAAUUAAAGAGAAAACGUAAAAUAAAUAACAAUAAAGGAAUAACUAUCUUAAAUUC
Molecule: messenger RNA, 1605 nt
Organism: Exaiptasia diaphana
Lineage: Eukaryota; Metazoa; Cnidaria; Anthozoa; Actiniaria; Aiptasiidae
Product: chymotrypsin-like elastase family member 3A
Exons: 9
Coding region: 53-1552 (499 amino acids)
Biological process (GO): proteolysis
Molecular function (GO): serine-type endopeptidase activity
Source: RefSeq, a predicted model, not a curated record